Molecule: messenger RNA, 822 nt
Organism: Neltuma alba
Lineage: Eukaryota; Viridiplantae; Streptophyta; Magnoliopsida; Fabales; Fabaceae
Product: ethylene-responsive transcription factor ERF010-like
Exons: 1
Coding region: 1-822 (273 amino acids)
Biological process (GO): regulation of DNA-templated transcription
Molecular function (GO): DNA binding; DNA-binding transcription factor activity
Source: RefSeq, a predicted model, not a curated record
AUGACAGGCUCGCCCAGAAAAGUUCUAAAGCCCCAACGAGAAAGAGCAAAGAAGUCGAACUUUAUGAGAAGAGUUCGAAUCACAUUCACAGACCCAUAUGCUACGGAUUGUUCAAGCGAAGAAGAGGGUGAAUCUGUGAUGAUCAAUGGCUGCAAGCGAUUCGUGAAGGAGAUUCUUGUUCCUAUCAGAUCAUGCGGAGGAAACCUGAAAGCGGGUCCCAGUUCUGCCACCAGCACCAGCCGGAGGAAGCGGAAAUCGUCAGGCUUACCGAGAGGGGUGCGACGUCGUAAAUGGGGGACAUACGUUGCGGAGAUCCGGGACCCAUUUCGAAGGGUCCGAAUGUGGCUGGGAACAUACAAUACUGUGGAAGAAGCUUCUUUGGCUUAUGAGGAGAAGAGGAAGGAAUUUGAAAGCUUGCUGUCCCGUCCAUCUCCAUCAUCUGUGCUUGACGUCACUUCUAAUAAUAAUAAUAAUAAUAAUUCAAUGGGUAGUGAUGAGAGUGAUGGUUCUGUGAAUGUAGAACAGUAUUAUGAAGAAGAAGGGUACAUUCAGCACUUGUUAGAGGAGCCAAUUGUGCCAUUACUGGAGGUUAGAGGAAUGGUGUUUGGUGGUGAAUCUGACAAUAAUUUGGACGUUAAUGAUAAUAAUGAUGAUGAUGGUGCUAAUGGAGGUUUGAUCUGCGAUGAUAAUAAGGAGGAAGCAGAAGAAGAAGAGGGUGAAGGGAGAACAGGUGUUCAGUCUGCUGGGAGUGAUUCUAGUGAUAAUGUAGAGUUAGAUUGGAUUGAUGAAGCUCUCAAUGAUGAUGAAUGGCCUUGGGAAUGA